CUUGCUUGCAGACUCAGUCAGCAACAGCGCAGUCUUUAGUAGAUCCAAGUUUCCCUCAGACAAUAAAACAUAUGGCUCCAAAGCGGUAGCCAUACUAUUGGACUGCUUGAUCGACAAGCUGCCAGUUCAAUACAGGAAGAGCCUUUGCGAUGGGCAAGCUCAUCAAGAACCACUGGGCACGACUGCUCGUAAUGACCGCAGCAACAUAUCACAUUGCCGCAUCGAUAGAAGGCUUCUUCUGGCCUAAGUUCUUCUUCGACUUCCUCACCAAGAACUUCGACGGAGCUGUCAAGCCCAUACCGAUCCUUCAGAUCAUCAACCUCGUCUUUGCCGUUGUGACGCUGGCGUUCGAAUGGCCGCUCAAUGUUCUGGCCGGUACGAGCGCGCACAAGAGCAUCGAAGCGCGGAUAAUUUGGUUGCCGCUAUGCAGCUUGACGGCGGUCUUGAUGUACCAGGCGACAAAUCCUGCGCUGUACUAUCUGAUUGGCUGCGCUGUGUACUUCUGGGCCUAUUGCGAGGGCGAGGUUGUGUGUGAUAUCCCGUGGUCACUACCGAAGAAGGCUGACAAGAAGCCGCGACUCGAGAAAGUGUAAGAUACCCUCGAGGCCGAAUCCACUGUUAUCCUUUUACGACAUUGUAGCGCGGCGUUCAGGUCACAAGAGUGGAGAAGACCUGCAUAGAUCUUGUCUGUACAGUAUGUAUGCGUACAGCGUGCAAAUAGUCGAUCACGGCUGUCCCCCUCCUGCAACUGCGGGCC
Messenger RNA from Baudoinia panamericana UAMH 10762, 757 nucleotides. RefSeq lists its product as uncharacterized. The record is from RefSeq and is a predicted model, not a curated record. Bases 150 to 593 code for a protein of 147 amino acids. NCBI's taxonomy places the organism in Eukaryota, Fungi, Ascomycota, Dothideomycetes, Mycosphaerellales, Teratosphaeriaceae. The transcript is spliced from 3 exons.